AUGCCAACCGGCACCGCCCCUCCACUAGACCUGACCCUCGUCCUGGCGGCUACGCGGGACAUGGGCAUCGGCCGCAACGGCACGCUGCCCUGGACAGGCCUAAAAAAGGAAAUGGCCUAUUUUGCCCGCGUCACCAAGCGCCUUCCUCCUCCUCCUUCUUCUUCUACCUCUACCUCUUCUACUACCACCCCUUCAUCAACAAUGAUAAACGCCGUCAUCAUGGGCCGCAGGACGUGGGAGAGCAUCCCGCCCCGCUUCCGUCCCCUCGCGGGCAGGCUGAAUGUUGUUGUCUCGCGGACGCAGAACCAGGCGGAUAUGCUGCCGGCGAUUGGGUAUCUUGUCGGGUUGAGGGAUGGGCAUGCAAACGCAAACGCGAACGGAAACGGGAACGGCGGACUAAAGGUGCAGCUGGGCAGGGUGUUUGUCAUUGGCGGCGCGCAGAUCUAUGGCGCUGCGCUCGCGCUGGGCUUGAAGGACGGCGCCGGGGCUGGGGCUGAGGUGAGGAGGAUCCUGCUCACGCGGGUGCACACACAUUUUGAGUGUGAUAUCUUCUUUCCGCUAAAGUUGGGUGAGGAGCAGCCUGGGAAUGGCGGGUGGAAGAAGGCCGCGCCGGAGGAGAUGGACGAUUGGGUCGGUGAGGAGGUGCCCAAGGGCGUGCAGAAUGAAGCUGGGACCGAGUAUGAGUUUGAGAUGUGGGAGAAAGUGGACUGA
This is a messenger RNA of Canariomyces notabilis, 711 nucleotides long. RefSeq lists its product as uncharacterized. The record is from RefSeq and is a predicted model, not a curated record. Gene Ontology annotation, molecular function: dihydrofolate reductase activity; NADP binding. Gene Ontology annotation, biological process: folic acid metabolic process; glycine biosynthetic process; dihydrofolate metabolic process. Bases 1 to 711 code for a protein of 236 amino acids. Gene Ontology annotation, cellular component: mitochondrion. Lineage: Eukaryota; Fungi; Ascomycota; Sordariomycetes; Sordariales; Chaetomiaceae. The transcript is spliced from 3 exons.